UGUAUGUCAGGAUUUAUCAUGGCGCUCGGAACGCUUCAGCACGACCAUCCAUUUGAGCGUCUAAUCGACACUCUCCGGUGUGAAAAAUAUGAAGAGCGGAGAUACUUCAACCCACAGAAGCUCAGUGAUGCUAGAUAUGAGAAACUUCCGUUCUGCAUGCGGGUUUUGCUUGAGUCUGCGAUUCGCAAGUGUGACGGGUUCUACGUGAAGACUGAGGAUGUCACCAAUAUUCUGGACUGGCAGACGCAGCAGAACCAGACUGAGGUUCCGUUCUUACCCGCCAGGGUUCUGCUGCAGGACUUUACGGGAAUUCCUGCAAUGGUGGAUCUGGCAGCCAUGAGAGAUGCUUUAGAUAAGCAGGGAGUCGAUCCAAACCUGGUGAACCCCAAAUGCCCCACAGACCUCAUCGUAGAUCAUUCACUGCAGAUCGACUACAGCAAAUGUGCCAUCCAGACCCCUCUGACCCCCGUGGAGGACAGAUCUCCUGCCAGUCGGCCAUCUUCCCGUGGCAGCAGUAGUAGCACUCAGUGUGGGGGUAACCGACUGGGUCAGAGGGGUGGCUGUAGUAAAGCCUCGUGCUCUGAUGCCCCCAGUGGCCGAACCCCAGCAGUACAGAUAGAGAACACACCACUCCUGUGCCCCUUCCACUUACAGCCUGUGUCAGAGCCUGAAACGAUGAUCAGAAAUCAAGAGCUGGAGCUGAACAGGAACAAAGAGAGACUGCAGUUCUUCAAGUGGUGUUCAAAAGCCUUUAAAAAUGUCAACGUAGUUCCGCCAGAUAUUGGAGCUGUACACCAGGUGAACCUAGAGUACCUGUGUCAGGUGGUACAGGAAGAGGAGGGGUUUAUUUAUCCAGACAGCGUAGUGGGAACAGAUUCCCACACCACCAUGAUCAACGGCCUUGGAAUCCUGGGCUGGGGUGUUGGAGGUAUUGAAUCAGAGGCAGUCAUGUUAGGUCAGCCAGUGUCUUUGACUUUGCCACAGGUCAUUGGCUGUAAACUUGUUGGCUCCAUCCAUCCUCUUGCCACUUCUAUUGAUAUUGUCCUGGGCAUCACAAAGUACCUGCGUCAAGCUGGAAUCAGCGGGAAGUUUGUGGAGUUUUUCGGACCCGGUGUGUCACAGCUCUCGGCUCCUGAUCGGACCACCAUUGCUAACAUGUGCCCGGAGUACAACGCCACCGUCAGCUUCUUUCCUGUGGAUGACAUCACCCUGGAGCACUUUAAACACACCCUCUGCAGUAAAGAGAAGCUUGUGGUAUUAGAAGACUACCUGAAGGCUGUGAAACUCUUCAGAAGCUAUGACGACCAAUCAGAAGAGCCGCAGUAUACAGAGGUAAUUGAGAUGAAUUUAAGCUCCAUCGUGCCUCACAUCAGUGGACCCAAACGGCCGCAGGACAGAGUGGCCAUAACGUGCGUGAAGGAAGACUUUAUUAACUGCUUGAAUGAGAAGGUGGGAUUUAAGGGCUUCCAUGUAUCCAAAGAGAAGCAGGAAACUCUGAUCCCUUUCUUGCAUGAGGGGGUGGAGUACAGUCUGGCUCACGGGUCUGUCGUCAUUGCAGCCAUCAUCAGCUGCACCAAUAACUGCAACCCAUCUGUCAUGCUGGCUGCAGGUCUGUUGGCGAAGAAAGCCGUUGAGGCUGGACUAUCAGUAAAACCGUAUAUCAGAACAAGUCUGGUGCCCGGCAGUGGAACUGUUACACAUUACCUGAACACCAGUGGAGUCUUGCCCUUCCUCAGGAAACUCGGGUUUGAGGUGGCUGGUUAUGGAUGUUCCACUUGUGUGGGAAACACAGUGCCUUUACCUGAGAGUGUGGUGGACGCCAUUAAACAGGGUGAUUUGGUGGCAUGUGGCGUGCUGUCUGGGAACAGGCAUUUAGAAGGACGCAUGUGCGACUGCGUUCGGGCUAAUUAUUUGGCCUCACCCCCACUGGUGGUGGCGUAUGCAAUCGCAGGCACCAUCAGCAUUGACCUGGAGACAGAACCGUUGGGUGUGAACUCUGAAGGGAAGGACGUGUAUUUGAGGGAUAUCUGGCCGUCUAAAGAGGAGGUGCACCACACAGAGGAGAACAUUGUCAUCGCCUCCAUGUUCAAGGAGCUGAGGAGCAGGAUGGGGAAAGGAAAUAUGUUCUGGAACGUUUUAGACUCUGCAGAAUCGCCCCUCUUCCCGUGGGAUCCCAAAUCCACCUACAUCCGCUGUCCAUCCUUCUUCAGUAAACUGUCUAAUGAGGUGUGUUUCCCUCAGUCCAUUGACAAUGCUCACGCUCUGCUCUUUCUGGGUGAUAAAGUUACGACUGAUCACAUCUCUCCAGCCGGUAGUAUUGCUAGAGUCAGUCCUGCUGCCAGAUACCUGCAGAACAAAUGUUUGACCCCUCGUGAGUUUAACUCUUAUGGCGCACGGAGAGGAAACGAUGCGGUGAUGACUCGAGGAACGUUUGCCAGCAUAAAGCUCCAGAACCGCCUCAUCAGAAAGACCGGACCCAAAACACUGCACAUUCCAUCAGGACAGACGCUGGAUGUGUUUGAAGCUGCUGAGCGCUAUCAGAGAGAUGGAGUUCCUCUCAUCAUCCUGGCAGGAAAGGAGUACGGCUCAGGCAGCUCACGGGACUGGGCUGCUAAAGGACCCCAUUUAAUGGGGGUGCGUGCUGUGAUAGCAGAGAGCUUUGAGAAGAUUCAUAAGAACCAUUUAGUGGGGAUGGGCAUCGCUCCACUGCAGUUCCUGCCAGGACAGAAUGCAGACUCACUGGAGCUGUGUGGAAAAGAGCGAUUCACCAUCAACAUCCCACAGGAGCUCACACCCAGACAACAGCUUACAGUAGAGACGAGCACAGGGAAGAGUUUCAGCGUGGUGGCUUUACUCGAGAACGAGAUCGAUAUGGUGUUUUUCAGAAACGGAGGCAUCCUGAAGUAUGUGGCUCGCUCUUUGCAACAGUAGAAAACCUAUUUGACUUAUAGCCACAAAGACACGACGUGGACCUCUUAUCAGCAAAGCGCCACCAAGUGGCCUUCCGUAGGUGAAUGAACUCUGAAAGCUGUGCCUCUAAUUUGCCCAAUCUUCCGCUCCAGAAGGACGUCAUUCUUGCACUUAAAUGUUCAGCGUUUGUUUUCGACUCAUUCUCUCCACAUAUCGGCAUAAUGGAAACCCUAAAGUCUAUUUGUGGAGUCAGAGCUUUAGGUAGUUCAGAUAGAGCUUUAAUUUAGGUAGAGCUUUAAUUUCAUAUUGCAGCGCCUGCAACAUGUGUCAAGAUACUUUCUGUCCAUGUGAACGCAUCGAGUGUUGGGCUCAAAUACUGCAUGAUGACUUCAAUGUCGACGAGGGCUCUGAUCUCAAAAAAGGCUUCGUUCUUCUCUCAUGGUGCUGAUUUUAACAGUGAAAGUGUCCACACAUACAAAACACGUCCAGCAUCUCCCAAGCACACUGUUCUGCAUGAGUGUCCACAUCUUGCCGUCACGACAGCAAACCACUAUGUGUUUGAUCCGAUCCAGUUAAAUAUCAGUUUAUUUAUUAUUAGCGUCCCUUUAAUGUCUGCUGUUUCUGAGAGUAUUAUAUUGAUGUUGAUGAUGAUGAUGAUGAUGAUGAUUAAAUUGAGAUAUUAGAUGAAUCUCAUGAAACCUGUCAAGAACCAAAUAUAUGAAGUUCAAUUUUGUUUAAAGAAAUUCUCUUUACCGUAAUGUGAAAAACCUAUAUAUUAUUUAAAUUGAAAAGUGUGUGUAUAUAUAUAUAUAUCUUUACAUUCAUGAAUUUGGCAGAUGCUUUUAUCCAAAGUGACUUACAGUGCACUUAUUACAGGGACAAUCCCCCCGGAGCAACCUGGAGUUAAGUGCCUUGCUCAAGGACACAAUGGUGCUGACUGUGGGGAUCGAACCAGCAACCUUCUGAUUAACAGUUCAGUGCUUUAGCCCACUACACCACUACCACUCCAUAUAUAUGGUGUAUGUAUAUAUAUAUAUAUAUAUAUAUAUAUAUCUCUCUAUAUCACGGUAGCAUUUGUUGUACAUGAGAAUUUCCACUUGAAAAUCAUAAAAACAACUGAAGGUUAAAACGUCUGGACGCAUUAAUUCAAUGAGAAUUUGAAGAGGAAAUAUUUUAACUUUCCGUAUACAUUUUUUUUUCUCUCUUGAUUUUGGGGUGACAUAUAAAUUGGACAUGUUUUCAUGAGUUUCCCCCAAUUACUGUUGGCCAAGCAUUAACAUCAUCUGAUAUAUUAAUCUAAACGUCAUUUAAAAAUUCUGUUUGCCUUUAAAGACUAAUUGGGCUGUGCUGUCCUGCAGUGCUUUGGCUAAAUUCAUGUUCUGUAUGUGAAGUCUGUAUGCAACUCAUAGCAUAUGAAUGAACUAUACAGUAGAAUAAAUAAAUGUAAUUCUUUUCUUAACUAUGCUUUUACUGUAAAUAAUUUGUAUUAAACAGUGACAUGAGCAUGCUGCGUUUGUCUCUUGAUGCAAUUAUAAUACCUUGUGUCCACCACAUAUGACAGCAUAGAUAUUUUAAUUUUGCGUUAAUUUUAUUAUUUUAAUUUUGUGUUUUUAGAAAUUAACAAGCCAGCAAAGAUUUGUAUUACUUUGUGGCUUUUAAGAAUGUAAUUUAAAAAU
Xyrauchen texanus (razorback sucker) is the source of this 4586-nucleotide messenger RNA. RefSeq names its product iron-responsive element-binding protein 2-like. The transcript is spliced from 21 exons. Gene Ontology annotation, biological process: tricarboxylic acid cycle; citrate metabolic process. The coding region runs from base 4 to 2931 and encodes 975 amino acids. The record is from RefSeq and is a predicted model, not a curated record. Gene Ontology annotation, molecular function: aconitate hydratase activity; iron-responsive element binding; 4 iron, 4 sulfur cluster binding. NCBI's taxonomy places the organism in Eukaryota, Metazoa, Chordata, Actinopteri, Cypriniformes, Catostomidae. Gene Ontology annotation, cellular component: mitochondrion; cytosol.